Salvia hispanica is the source of this 890-nucleotide messenger RNA. RefSeq names its product zinc finger protein 1-like. Gene Ontology annotation, biological process: negative regulation of abscisic acid-activated signaling pathway. The record is from RefSeq and is a predicted model, not a curated record. Lineage: Eukaryota; Viridiplantae; Streptophyta; Magnoliopsida; Lamiales; Lamiaceae.
GAGUUUCUAUCAACAUCUUUGCCACACAUGCACCCAAAAAAAAUCCCUAAUUCCUAUAAUUAGGCCUUUGUAACUCUAAAUUCCCCUUACUCACAUAGUAGCACAACCUUUAUUCCCCAAUCAAAUAUCAUUAGUAUUAAAUAUCCAUGGCCAAAGCCCUAGCUCCAAACUAACCAAAAAAACCAAAAAUGGAGUCCGAUCUCCUCACCUUAGACCUCAACCUCCCGGGCGACGUGGUCGAAUCAUCGGAGCCACGCGUCUUCUCAUGCAACUACUGCAACAGGAAAUUCUACAGCUCCCAAGCGCUCGGGGGCCACCAAAACGCCCACAAGCGGGAGCGCACCAUGGCGAAGAGGGCCGGGGCCGCCUACACGCACCAUGAGGCGCUCGGCUACCCUAGCAUGGCUUCGCUCCCUCUUUAUGGCUCCAACUUCAAUAGGUCUUUAGGGAUUCAAGUCCACUCCAUGAUACAUAAACCGGCUUUUAAUGCGCGGCCGAGCUGGGGGAGGAAGCCGCUCCAGCAGCACCCGGCCAUAGGGCGGCUCUCGGCCGAGGUAGGAUCGUCGUCUAGGAGGUUCUCGGCGGCGGUGGAGGGCUUUAGAUGGGAUGGUGGUGGGAAUCAAGAUCAUGACUUGAAAAAGUUGGACUUGUCUCUCAAGUUAUGAUUUUUUCUUUCUAUAUUUCGGUUUGAUUUUCUUGCUUUUUUUAGAUUUUGGAUUCUUUUUGCUGAAUUUCUUUAGGAUAAAUGUGUAAGUAUGUAUAUUAGAUUAGAAUUUUGUUGCUUUUUAGUUUUUUCCUUUCAUUUUCUGCAAUUUCCGGUGUAGAUUUGGAAUUGAAUUUCAAUAAUGAGAAGUGACUCGAAGCAUAAUAAGUACUUCCUCCGUUCCGUA